Molecule: messenger RNA, 6341 nt
Organism: Cajanus cajan (pigeon pea)
Lineage: Eukaryota; Viridiplantae; Streptophyta; Magnoliopsida; Fabales; Fabaceae
Gene: HAF01
Product: HAC13 protein (HAC13)
Biological process (GO): RNA polymerase II preinitiation complex assembly; transcription by RNA polymerase II
Cellular component (GO): transcription factor TFIID complex
Molecular function (GO): TBP-class protein binding; RNA polymerase II general transcription initiation factor activity; histone acetyltransferase activity
Source: RefSeq, a predicted model, not a curated record
UUUAUAACAGUGUUUGGCCCACACCAUACGAUACCGUGCCCCUCCCCCAAUGAACGAUCGCACUUUCAAAUAAAUAAUAACACCGUGCUGCGACAAUAAGCUGUAACUCAAUUCUCGAAUCUCCGAUUCGCCGGAAACUCUCCUCCGUUCACGAAUAGGUCCAGCCACUGCUUUUCACCGAAUUGAAUCUCGUCGGCGGCGACGGAGGAAACCUAAUUUGCGAACUUCAUUUUCUUUUGCGAACUCCGAGGAAAUUUGCAUAGUGAAACGGCGUUAGUGAAGUUUAAAUAGGGUUUUCGAGGUCUUUGAUCCGGUGGAAGAGCCACCGGUGCACAAGGCUCAACGAGAAGAGGACAGUAAUUGGAAUUGAUUUUUGCUCGAAUUGUGCGCCGUAGCUGCUGUGCUUCGAUGAGUUAUUGAUUUCCGUGCUUAAUUGCGACAUAGCUCUGUUCAGACAGCAUGGGUUACGAUUCGGAUAGCCCCUCGCAAGAUGGGAGGGACGAAGAUGAUGAAGAAGAAUAUGAGGAGUCUGGCAAGGGUAAUCGUUUUCUUGGGUUCAUGUUUGGAAAUGUAGAUAAUUCCGGUGAUCUGGAUGUUGAUUAUCUUGAUGAGGAUGCAAAGGAGCAUCUUUCUGCAUUAGCUGAUAAGCUGGGUCCAUCUCUGACAGAUAUAGAUUUGUCAGGAAAAUCACCACAAACGCCACCUGACGUUGUUGAACAAGGCUGUGAUGAAAAAGCUGAAGAUGCUAUUGAUUAUGAAGAUAUUGAUGAAGAGUAUGAUGGUCCUGAGACAGAAGCUGCCAAUGAAGAGGACUAUUUAUUGCCAAAAAAGGAAUUUUUUGCUGGUGAAGCCUCUGUUCUUUUGGAGUCCAAAAGUUCCGUCUUUGAUGAUGAAAAUUAUGAUGAAGAAUCUGAAAAGGAGCAAGACUUUGUGAAUGAUGAUACUAAAGUUGAUAACAUCUCUUUAGCUGGGGAGCAGGAAGAGAGUUUUGUGGAUGCAUCUAAGGAUGAGAGUUCUCUUGAACAUGAAUUACAUGUUGACUCACUGCAGACCGAAGAAUUGGAUGCUGAUGAACAAAAACUUGAGGAGGAAGGGCCUGAAGUUCAGAAAAGGUCAACGGCUAUGCCAUUGCCUAUUUUAUAUGUGGAAGAUGGUUUGGCAAUUUUACGCUUCUCUGAAAUCUUUGGCAUUCAUGAACCUCUCAGGAAGGGAGAAAAGAGAGAACAUCGACAUUCUAUUCCUAGAGAUAGAUACAAGCCUUUGGAUUUAACUGAUGAUAUAGUAGAAGAGGAUGAAGAGGAAUUCCUCAAGAGCUUCUCCCAGAAUCUCUCACUCACUAAACAGGUUUGUGUAGUUCAUAAUGACAUGUCAGAAAGCAAUGAUGUUGACUUGGAGUUUCCAAAAUUUGGAUUUCUUCAUGCGGAUGCCUCAGUGGCCAUGAAAGAUGAUCAACAACCAAAGGACUCGUGUCUUAGUGCUGAACCAAUGAAAGAGGAUUUUGAAGAAGAGCGUUACUUGAAAGAUCAUCCUUUCAUGUGGGCUGACUUUUAUCCUCUUGAUCAGCAAGACUGGGAAGAUGAAAUCCUUUGGGGCAAUUCUCCUGUUCCAAGUAAUAAUAAUGUUGAAAGCUGUGAAAUUUCUGGACCUGAGUUGGGAGCUUCUGGUGGCAGUGAAAUGGAAAUAGAAAGUGGGAUCCAGACUAUUCAGAUGGUGCCUCAGAAGAUACCAGAGGAUAAAGAUCAUAAUGUUUUCAUGUGCAGCUCUCCUGUCUCAUUAGAGCCCUUUGGCUCAAGGGAUUCUUCUGGAUCUGAGACCAAUUUAAUAUCCAGAAAUCUAUUUCACCCGCAACUUUUAAGGCUAGAAUCCAGAUCUGAAGUGGAUAAUUCUAGUCUUGCAGAUGCCAGAGAGGCGGAGAUAUCUGAGCAUAAUCAAAGUGGUCAAGUAAAGCGUUUUACCAAGGUUAUGUCACAAAACAGAGACAUGAUGGAGGGUUCCUGGUUAGACAAGAUAAUAUGGGAGGAGCUUGAUCAACCGAUGGUGAAACCAAAGCUUAUUUUUGAUCUUCAGGAUGAUCAAAUGCACUUUGAAGUUUUAGAUAGCAAGGAUGGUACACAUCUUCGCCUUCAUGCUGGGGCUAUGAUUUUAACCCGUUCUUUGAAAUCAAGCAGUGGGGACUCUUCUGAGCUACUGGGACAUGGAAGUCAAUAUGGAUGGCGAUACGUUGCUAAUGACAAACAUUAUUCAAACCGUAAAACUUCUCAGCAACUUAAAUCCAACUCCAAAAAACGCUCCGCUCAUGGUGUCAAAGUUUUUCACUCACAACCUGCACUGAAGCUGCAGACAAUGAAAUUGAAGUUGAGCAAUAAAGAUAUUGCAAACUUUCACCGGCCAAAAGCAUUAUGGUAUCCUCAUGACAUUGAGAUGGCUGUCAAGGAACAAAGGAAACUGCCUACGCAAGGACCCAUGAAAAUUAUUAUAAAGAGUUUGGGUGGCAAGGGGAGUAAACUGCACGUUGAUGCUGAAGAAACUCUCUCUUCUGUUAAAGCAAAAGCUUCCAAAAAGCUAGAUUUUAAGGCAUCAGAAACAGUGAAAAUAUUUUAUUUAGGGAGGGAGCUUGAAGAUCACAAACCACUUGUUGCACAAAAUGUUCAGCCAAACUCCUUGUUACAUCUUGUUCGUACAAAGAUACAUUUGUGGCCAAAAGCACAACGGGUUCCUGGUGAGAACAAGUCCUUGCGUCCUCCUGGGGCAUUUAAGAAAAAGUCUGAUCUGUCUGUAAAAGAUGGACAUGUUUUUCUGAUGGAGUAUUGUGAAGAAAGGCCUUUACUUUUGAGUAAUGUUGGAAUGGGUGCAAGACUUUGUACAUAUUAUCAAAAAUGCUCACCAGAUGACCAGUCUGGCUCCUUAUUACGCAACACAGAUAUUAGCUUGGGGCACAUUAUUUCUCUGGAUCCUGCUGAUAAAUCUCCUUUCCUUGGAGAUUUAAAACCUGGCUGCAGUCAGUCGUCACUAGAGACAAAUAUGUAUAGAGCACCUGUAUUUUCUCAUAAAGUUCCGUUAACGGACUACCUGCUGGUUCGUUCAUCAAAGGGAAAGUUAUCAUUAAGGCGGAUUGAUAAAAUUAAUGUUGUUGGACAGCAGGAGCCUCUCAUGGAAGUAUUAUCUCCUGGAAGUAAAAAUCUCCAGACUUACAUGAUGAACAGGUUAUUGGUACACAUGUGCCGUGAAUUCCAAGCAGCAGAGAAGCGGCACUUGCCUCCUUAUAUCCGUGUUGAUGAAUUUCUCUCACACUUUCCUUACCAAUCGGAAGCGUCAUUCCGGAAGAAAAUCAAGGAAUAUGCCAAUUUACAGAGGGGAACAAAUGGACAGUCAAUUUUGGUUAAAAAGCGAAAUUUUCGCAUGUGGUCAGAGGACGAAUUGAGAAAAAUGGUUACACCAGAGCUUGUUUGUGCCUUUGAAAGCAUGCAAGCUGGCCUCUACCGUCUAAAACAUUUGGGAAUAACUGAAACACACCCUACUAAUAUUUCAUCUGCAAUGAGUCGGCUUCCUGAUGAAGCAAUAGCAUUGGCUGCUGCAUCACACAUUGAAAGGGAACUGCAGAUUACUCCUUGGAACUUGAGUAGCAAUUUUGUUGCUUGUACAAGCCAGGGUAAGGAAAAUAUUGAAAGAAUGGAAAUUACUGGUGUUGGUGAUCCAUCUGGUCGUGGCAUGGGUUUUAGCUAUGCCCGGGCACCACCUAAGGCACCAGUGUCUAGUGCAAUGGUGAAGAAGAAAGCAGCUGCUAACCGCGGAGGUUCUACUGUUACUGGUACCGAUGCUGAUUUACGUAGAUUAAGCAUGGAGGCUGCACGAGAGGUUCUUCUGAAGUUCAAUGUUCCAGAGGAAGUCAUUGCAAAACAAACUAGGUGGCAUCGCAUUGCUAUGAUACGUAAACUUUCAAGUGAGCAAGCUGCAUCUGGAGUUAAGGUUGAUCCGACAACUAUCAGCAAAUAUGCUCGUGGCCAGCGAAUGUCCUUUCUUCAGUUACAGCAGCAGACCAGAGAGAAAUGCCAGGAGAUUUGGGAUCGACAAGUUCAGAGUUUGUCAGCUGCAAAUGGUGAUGAAAAUGAAAGCGACUCAGAAGGGAAUAGUGAUCUGGAUUCUUUUGCUGGAGAUCUGGAAAAUUUACUUGAUGCUGAGGAGUGUGAAGAAGGAGAAGAGGGUACCAAUGACUUAAAACGUGAUAAGGGAGAUGGUGUUAAGGGUCUUAAAAUGAGAAGACGCCCAACUUUGGCUCAGGCAGAGGAGGAAAUAGAAGAUGAAGCAGCUGAGGCAGCUGAAUUAUGCAGGUUGCUUAUGGAUGAUGAUGAAGCUGACAGGAAGAAAAAGAAGAAAGCUAAAGGUAUGGUGGAAGAAGCAAGAUUGGUACCAAAGAUGCAAUCAAAAUUUGCCUUUGACAAUUCUGAACAAGUUAAGCAAAUAACAAAUAGUUUCCAAUUAGAUGGAACUAAUCACUUGAAAGAGGAUGCAAUCACAGAUCUUAGGGAGGAGGAAAACUUUCCUGCUAAAAAAAGCAAAUCACUGAAGGUCAAUAAAGCCAAAAGGAAUGAUAUUACACCUAUUAGUCUACCCAAUAAAAAAAUCAAAUUGAAUAUGGGAGAAGGAAUCAAGAACCAGGUGUUUAAGGAGAAAAAACCAUCAAGGGAAACUUUUGUUUGUGGGGCAUGUGGUCAGCUUGGGCACAUGCGAACGAACAAGAACUGUCCAAAAUAUGGUGAAGAUCUAGAUACUCAACUUGAAUCUACUGAUAUAGAAAAAUCAUCUGGAAAAUCCAGCUUUGUGGAUCCAUCUAGUCAAUCCCAGCUUAAAGCCCCCUCCAAAAAGACACUGUCAAAAAGUGCAACAAAAAUUGCUCCUGUUGACAAUUCAACAAAAAUUCCACUGAAAUUCAAAUGUAGUUCCACGGAAAAAUCUUCUGAUAGACCUGCAAUAGAAACCCUGCAGAGUUCUGACAAGCCAGUGACUUCUGACUCAGAAACUGCAAAGUCUGCUAAGGUCAAUAAGAUAAUUAUUCCCAACAAAGCGAAACAGGAUGAUACGCAGGCUGAAUCUCAUAAACAUGCUAUUGUUAUACGGCCUCCUUCUGAUUCAGGUAGAGGUCAGGUUGAGCCUCAUAAGUUCCCAAUUAAAAUACGCCCACCAACAGAAAUAGAUAGGGAGCAAAGUCACAAAAAGAUUAUUAUAAAACGUACUAAGGAGGUUAUUGAUCUGGAACUGGACAGUCCUGGGGCAAACACAGGACAUCAACACAGAAAAACUAAAAGAAUUGUUGAAUUGUCAAAUUUCGAGAAACAUAAAAAACAGGAGACUAUGUAUGGAACUGAAGGUUUUGCAAAAUGGAACACUAAAGGGGACAGAAGAUGGUGGGAAGAGCAAGAGAAACGGAGAAAUGAUGCAAGACUUCGAGAAGAAGACAGAGCAAGGAGGCAUCACAAAGAAGAAAUCAGGAUGCUCAAAGAGCAAGAAAGGUUAGAUGAGAUUAAAAGAUUUGAAGAAGAUAUUAGAAGAGAGAGAGAGGAGGAAGAACGGCAAAAAGCUAAGAAGAAAAAGAAGAAGAAAAAGCUUGAUUUAAGAGAUGAGUAUCUAGAUGACCCCAGACCAAGAAGAUAUGAUAAGAGAAUGCCAGAAAGGGACCGGAGUGGAAAAAGGAGAUCUGUUGCUGAGUUGGGAAAGAUUAGUGCAGAUUACAUGCCGCCAACAAAACGCCGAAGAGGGGGAGGGGGAGAGGUUGGUUUGGCAAAUAUCUUGGAGAGCAUUGUGGAAGCCCUUAAAGAUAGGAGUGAUCUGUCGUAUCUUUUCUUGAAACCGGUGUCGAAGAAGGAGGCUCCUGACUACCUGGACAUAAUAGAGAGGCCCAUGGAUCUUUCCAGAAUCAGGGAGAGAGUACGGAAUAUGGAGUACAAGAGCCGAGAAGAUUUCAGGCACGAUGUCUGGCAGAUUACUUAUAAUGCACAUAAAUAUAACGAUGGACGAAAUCCGGGAAUCCCUCCCCUUGCAGAUAUGCUUUUGGAUUAUUGUGAUUAUUUGUUGCUUGAGAAUGAAGAUAACCUCACUGCAGCAGAAGCUGGCAUUGAGAUUAAAGAUUUCUAAACCAUGAUCUGGAAGUUAGGUAGAGCUAAAUGAUUUUUCAAAUGUAGUGUAAAUUCUUGUUUAAAAAGAUACCAAAAUGCCUCCUGUAAUUUUUUUAACGAUAUCCAAAUAGGGUUGGUUGCAAGUGUAUGAAAACAAGGGUGAUAUAUCAACUGUGUAGCUCAUUGAAUUUUCAGCGUGUAACAAUGUAGAUUGAGGCCCAUUAAAGAAUU